Molecule: messenger RNA, 1311 nt
Organism: Trachemys scripta elegans
Lineage: Eukaryota; Metazoa; Chordata; Testudines; Emydidae
Product: histone H3.3A
Exons: 3
Coding region: 549-959 (136 amino acids)
Cellular component (GO): nucleosome
Molecular function (GO): structural constituent of chromatin; DNA binding; protein heterodimerization activity
Source: RefSeq, a predicted model, not a curated record
UGGGGACAACAGGAUGGGCCGACCGGCACCGCUGAGCGCAGCUCCUGGUGGCGUCGGACGAGACCCGCGCGGGACCGUGCCUGACCGGCUUGGGCCCGGAAGAAGCGCGAUCCCUUGUCCGCUCAGAGCGGGCCUGCCUGAGGUGGCCAUCCCGGUUUCCCCUGCUCCGCGGCACCCGCCGCCCGGGACUCGCCGGCCGGCCGCAGGCAGAGAGAGGCGGCCGUGACUCAACUCUUCCCUCCGAGAAGAAAGGCCACGGGGCGGGGGAGCCGUGACUCCUCCUCCUCCCAGGGGAGGCCGCUGGCUGCCUGCCUGCCGCGCGGGGGAGGGGAGGCAGCCCACGGACAUCUGCUGCCUGGGGCUGGCAGCGAUUUGCCCACGCCUCUGCGUGGGGCGGAAGAAGGGGGAUGGUUUCCUGUUGUCUCCAUGCUGGGGAGCACAGACCGUGUGGGGGUGGGUUGUAUUGACCAAGGGAGGAGGUUUAAUCGUGGGGCUGGGGCUUUCCUGUGUCACACCUGCCUCUUUCUCUUCUAGGUAAGUGAGGAAAAAUGGCCCGUACAAAGCAGACUGCCCGUAAAUCCACUGGUGGCAAAGCUCCCCGUAAACAGCUGGCCACUAAAGCGGCUAGGAAAAGCGCUCCCUCUACUGGUGGAGUCAAGAAACCUCAUCGCUACAGGCCUGGUACUGUAGCCCUUCGUGAGAUUCGUCGUUAUCAGAAGUCGACAGAGCUGUUGAUCCGUAAGCUUCCCUUCCAGAGGUUGGUAAGGGAAAUUGCCCAAGACUUCAAAACAGACUUGAGGUUCCAGAGUGCAGCCAUUGGUGCACUGCAGGAGGCUAGUGAAGCAUAUCUGGUGGGUCUGUUUGAAGACACAAACCUGUGUGCCAUCCAUGCCAAGAGAGUCACUAUCAUGCCCAAAGACAUCCAGCUGGCUCGCAGGAUACGGGGGGAGAGAGCUUAAGUGGAAGCAGUUUUUAUGGUGUUUUGUAGUAAAUUCUGUAAAAUACUUUGGUUUUAAUUUGUGACUUUUUUUGUAAGAAAUUGUUUAUAAUAUGUUGCAUUUGUACUUAAGUCAUUCCAUCUUUCACUCAGGAUGAAUGCUAAAAGUGACUGUUCACAUAAACCUCAGUGAUGUGAGCCUUGUUGCUCAAGAGUGACAAGUUGCUAAUAUGCAGAAGGGAUGGGUGAUCUUUCUUGCUUCUCAUGCAUGUUUCUGUAUGUUAAUGACUUGUUGGGUAGCUAAAAUUGUAAGGUACUAGAAUUGAUAUAAAUGUGUACAGGGUCCUUUUGCAAUAAAACUGGUUAUGACUUGA